CGACUCCGAAACUCGGAAAACAUUGGUCCUUGCUAGGGACUACUCAAUUCACAGAACACUGGUUUCUGUGAGGGAGUCCUGAGUUUUUUUGAAGUUCUGUUGAGGCGUUGUCACUCUGUGACAUCAUCUCUUCACAAUGGCAUCUGGAUUCCCAGGAAGAACACCAACACCUCGACUUUUGCUUAGGGAAGGACUGAAGCCUAAUACUAUUGCUCGGAUGGUGAAGGUCUCCAUGGAGAGCAGCCCCUAUUUCCAGCUGGCAUGCCCCAGUGAUGUGUACCACAUCGUGCCACCGGGCGCCUCUGCCCCUGUGCGCAUCCGCUUCACCCCCGACGAGAACAAGAAUUAUUUCCAUGAGCUCACCUGCAUCACUGCCAAGGAGAAGAUAGUUGUGCCAAUUGAGGCCAUCGGUGCUAGAGCUAUCUUAGACUUCCCUGCACAGGUAGACUUCUUCAAGUGCCCAGUCAAGCACAGCACCCAGAAGACCCUGCUGGUUCGCAAUGUCGGUAACCGGACAGCUCAUUACCAGCUGAGCACCCAGAGUCCUUUCUCUGUGGUGCCAACCUCAGGAAUUCUGGGCGCUGGUGACACCAUGCCGGUGACAGUGACAUUUCACGCACUGACCAACGGGGACCAUUUUGGGUCCCUGUGCUGCAACACAGAUGAACAAAUUAUCCACACAAAGCUCCAUGGAAAAGCUGUAGAUAUUGAUGUUGAGUUAAGCACAGAUUCCGUGGAGGCUGGCAAGACUUUCAUCACCAAGUCACACCAGACAACCAUGUUCAUCGAAAACAAGAGUAACAUCACAGCACACUUCCAGUGGAAGGCUCUUCCUUCUGAGGCAGAAGAGAAUGAAGAGAAGAGGAGGCAGUGUCGUUUGCUGCCCCCGCUGCGUGAGGUCAGGCUGGAAAACUUCAUGGAGGAGAAAGAAGUAGAGAAGGAGCAGGGCUUUUGUGAAGAUCACACUACCCUCCUGAGAAGCAGGGUCCAGGAGAAAAAGGCAAAGGUGCAAGAAGAUCCCCUGCUCUUCUCCAGUGACAUUUUUUUCAUUGAGCCAAUGGAGGGAGAAAUUGGGCCCAAUUGUUCGGCUGAAAUCAAGGUGACCUUCGAACCCCUGGAAGCACUGGAGUAUCGAAGUGUGGCUUACUGCAGCAUCUCAGGCCGUGAGAUGAGGCUGCCCCUGCGCCUCAGAGGGGAAGGCCAAGGACCCUUAGUUGAAUUCCGCAUCCCUACACUGAACCUCGGGAAUGUUUUUGUCUACACCCCCUAUGUCUAUGAGGGUGCCCUGAGCCCAGGUUUUGUGUCCCCAAGCCACGACAGCCGGACCUUUGCAAUGCCUUUAACCGAGCCAUUUCCUGCUCUGUCCUCGCCAUCCAGGGGCAGUGUCACUGGACCAGAUGUAUACUUUGACGUCCCUGACCUCGACUUCGGGGACAUCUCCUUUGGCUUUCCCUGCACCAAGAGCAUUUGCCUCACUAACAACUCCGUGGUGCCCGUGACGUUCAAGCUCCGCAUGUCAGAGGAUGGCAUGCAGCCGGCUGUGAGCAGCUUUGAUCAAGUACGCAAAGAAGGUGACCCAUCCUGGGACAAGGGAAUUCAAUUCUGUAUGGAGCCAAGGGAGUUCACAAUGAAUCCCAGCCAAGGGACCAUCGUCCCCCAGGGACACCAGCAUAUUAAGGUGACCCUCUGUUCCAACACCGUGACGAGAUUCAAACGGAGAUUGCUGGUGGACCUGGAGGGUAUUGCUAAGGAAGUGGCAUCAGUGUUCAUCAUAGCCAGAUGUCUCGUUCCUGAGCUGAAUGUGUUCCCCAUAGUCCUGCCGUACCGUGAGUGCCUCCUGAAGGUGCCGUAUGAGAGGAAGCUCUUUGUUACGAAUUCCACCAGCCUUCCUGGCUGCUACGGGCUUAUUCCCCAGAAACGGGAGGAGGACUCUCCUGUGCUCUACAGCAGCCCCAAGCCCUGUGGGAUUGUCCAGCCUUACAGCACUGCAGAGAUCCCAGUUAUAAUCGAAGUGCAGACAGUGGGCAAGCAUCGCACCAACAUUCUUGUUGGUGUUUUCGGGGAUGCGAGACACCCACGGGGAGUAGAAUUACGGAGCACUGGAUGGCUGGAUGAAAUCUACCCAACUCCAACUCUGUUAGAGUUUGGCAUGAUCCGAGCUCUACAACCCGCUUCACAAAGCUUUACCCUCUUCAGUGAAUGUCUCGUCCCUGUAGCCUUCAGGGUAGACAUUCUUUCCAAAUCCUACUGCUUUGUUGUUGAACCCAGUGAAGGAGUGAUCCCUGCUAGGGGUGAGGUUCCUGUGACUGUCACAGCAACCCUGGAUGACACUGUGGGUUUUGAGGACUCUGUCCAGCUGUUCAUUAGGAACACCCUUUGGAGCACCGUCUUUAUCCAGGCUUUCGGCAUUGGCACCACAAUUGUCAUAGAUGAACCAUUCGCCCCAGAGCUCAACUUGGGAUACCAAUUCAGCCUGGUGCCCUGUCUUCGUCAGUUCAAAGUAACAAACAAGGGUCGCCGUUACCAUCAGCUCUUCUGGAGUGCAGAAUGCUACAGCCCACCUGAGGAGGGGGACGAGAGUGUCUCAGCCGUCAGUGGCCCCAAGGAUGAUUCCCAGAAGCCCAAACGUGCCAAGCCUGCGUUUGGGGUGAAGUCACCAAGGAUGGGCCUGGCGCGAGGCCAGUCUGAGGACAUGGUGCUGCGAGGCUUCUCCCGCAUCCCACAGGAGGUGCAGGAUUAUGUGUACUGUGAUACUAUCAUUGGGACAUCCCCCAAGAUGGAGAGGAUAAUAGAAACAAUCAUCACCUGUGAGUUUAUUCACCCCUCUAUAGAAGUAUCAGCCAGAGAAUUCUCUUUCUAUGUGGAGAAGAAACCCAGUGAUGUCCUGAGGCUGCAGUACCAGCCUUUGUCUUUAAAAAACACCUGCCUGCUGCCACUGGACCUCAUGCUGGACUUGGAGCAGCCGUUCCAGGUCUGUGAUGAGGAGCAGCAGCCCCUCCCAGGGGGCCAGCCUGUGAGAGUGGAUGUAGGGGAGACCUGCCAUCUCUACAUUGUGUUUGACCCAGCUUAUGAACUGGAUUUUAAGAGCUGGAAAACAGAGAAGGUUCUGAAGAUAGACAUGGUCAGGGGCCAUCCUUUUGUGGAGCGUAUCAGCCUUCAGGGAGAAGUGCACUUCCCAAAUCUCCAAAUGCAGCCCAGCUCCCUGGAGUUUGGCUGCAUCAGGGCUGGCACUGAAGAAGUGCGUUCUCUGGAGAUAACCAACUGCAGCCCACUGCCCGUCCAGUACCACUGGUCAUUCCAGUCCGACAGCGAGGUGACCAGGUUUAGAUCCCUGUUCAUAGUUAUAUUAUUUUCCAGAGAUGACCUUUACCCACCUAAAUUCAAACCCCAACCACCAAAGGCGAAGGCAACCUAUUUGGUUCACCCGGUUCAAGCAGCACAAAUUCCUGAAUACCCUCGUGUCCAAGUGGGGUUUGAGGGAGUCAGUAUCUCCAUGGACGUACCACAGACUUCCCUCGAAGCGCAGGAGGCUUUCAGUAUCCUGCCAGUGUCAGGUGUGCUGCAGCCAGGAGAGAGCCAGCAGGUCUCCUUCACCUUCUGUGGCCACCUCAACACCAUCUCCGAUGUCACGGCGCUGUGCCACGUGGAGGGAGGCCCCACCUACGAGGUGCUGGUGACCGGGGAGAUCUCACAUCUCAGCUACCUCGUGAGGCCCCAGGAGAUCAACUGUGGCUUACAGCUCUUUAAUGAAAUUCGUCACAGCAAUGUCACCCUGGUGAAUGGUGGCAAGAUUGAAUUCAACUGGGUGCUAAACCCUAGCCCUGCAGACCAGCAUCUGCCUGGUGUGUUUCUGGUCAACCCCACCACUGGUUCCCUUGCACCUGGCAAGAAGCAAGUGCUGAAAUUCUCUUACAUGCCAGGAUUACCAGGAGCCUUCAGCAGAACUUACCAGCUUCAAGUGGGUGACCUGGAACCAGAAAACAUCUGCCUGAAAGGAGAAGCAUCCUUUCCCAUGAUCAGUCUGGACCUGCCCUGGAACAUCAGAGGAAAUGAAAAAUAUGAGAAGACACUGAAACGGCUCAUAAAACGCCGGCAAAUAUUCGAUCCCAACUAUAAAUCAGCUGUUCUGAAGAAGCCUCAGAGCCCAAAGACUGAGACCUUGAAGACUCGGGACCUGCAGCCCUGCGUGCUUGCCUCUGGCACUGUAUCAGACACUCAGCUGCAGAUAAAGAUGAUGAGGAUGCUGAUAGAGAAACCUUUUGUAGAACUGCAGCAAAUUCUUCCAUCCCAUCCCCUGAAGAGCAGGUUCCCUGACAAGGAGCUGUGCCAGAGUCUUGUCAAAGCUGAUCUGCUCGAGUAUGUCCUGGACAUGGGCCCUGUCCUUAAGGGUUACACAGAGUCACACUCUCUGAAGAUCACCAACCCUGGGCAGAUCCAUGUGUCCUUCCAGGUGGAUGUAUCUGUCCUGCAGGACACAGGUUUCAGCGUGGGCCUGGACCAGAUGAUUUGCCUGCCCCCCAACAACAGUGUGGACUUCGACGUGCGCUUUGAAAGUGCCCACAAGCCAUAUGGUGACGUGGAAGUGGUGCUGCCCAUAGAGGUGACAGAAGGCCCUAUGUACAGCAUCCGCAUCCGUGCCACUGUGUUGGAACUGUCACUCACCCUCUCCAAGAACAGUCUGCAGUUCUCUGACAUCCUUGUUGGGGACUGCCAGGUUGAGACCAUCCGACUCUUCAACUGGUUCCGAGUACCCUGCAAAUGGUUCAUUGCUUCCAACAAGCCUGCUCUGAGGAACAAUCAGCACGAGCCCUGUCCCUUUGAUGUGACGCCCUCCAAAGGAACCCUUGAUCCAGGAAAGUGGCAGAAUCUGCAAAUCCAGUUUACACCCAAGGAGGAGAGGUCUUACAAGAAUGAGCUGGAGUUUAUCAUUUGUGGGAGCAGCAAUCGCUUAAAGCUGCACCUCUCAGGACAAGGUCUGGAGCCACGGUUGGAGUUCAGGCCCCCAGCACUAAAGAUGGGAGGGAUGCUGGUGAACAGUGAUGGGGUGGAGGCCACAGUGGUGGUGAAGAACCCAUGCAACUUCCCCAUUGAGUUUUACUCCCUGGAUUUUGAUGAGCAGUACCUUGAGGAGGAGAAGAUCCUGCGGAUGGCAAUGGGGUCUGAGUACCAAAAGAGAUUUUUUCUGCCUCCACGUGCCGUGGGUGAGACGCUGCCUCCAGAGGUGCUGCAGGACCAUGAAGCACAGUUGAGGGCAAAGGCUCAAGAGGCAGAGCUCAAGGCCAGGGCUGAGGCUGAAGCCAAGGCCAUGGGCAAGGCAGCAGCAGCACGUCACAGAGCUGUCCCAUUCUGUCCUGAGUCCAUGGUGAAAGAGGCUGGGAAUCCUGUCUCUCUGGCUGUCCUGCACCACCUGGGCAUUGACCCGGACUCAGGGAGCUGCGAGGCGCAGCCCCACCAAGGAGGGAUGGUUGUCAUCAUCCAUGGGCCGCCCCGGGCAGGAAAGACAGAGAUAGCAGCAGGCCUGUGUCAGUAUUACGACGCUGCUUACGUGUCCAUCGACACCGUGGUGAAAGAGGCCAUGGCCAAGGACAGGAGCCCAGUGGGGCUCCGUGCCCGGGAGCUCUGCACCCAGGCUGCCCUGGAGCUGGAAGGCAAAGACGAAGGUGAUGCUGAUAAAAAAUCUCAGACCAAGAAUAAACGAGCCUCUGGGGAAAAAAUCAACAAGAAUGUCAAAGAAAAGACCCCUCCAUCACAAAAGGAGGAGUCAGCCAGCAAACUUGGUAAACAUGACAUCAAGGUAAACAUGAUCUGCCCUGGUUGCAGUGAGCAAAGUGCUGGGAGGCUGCACUGGGGCUUGCAAGCUUGGGUCUCUGCUGGCCAAGGCAUGGGCCCUCCAGAACCAUCCCCUGGAGCCCCCAGCCUGCACUGCAGGGUUGUUCUAGUCUCCAUUAGUGAGGAACCCCAGCUCCAAGCCCAGCAGUGGGAGUUGUUCAGGGCUUUCCACUGUGGUUUCUUUUCCUUACAAUGGUUCCCAUUGCAGUUCACAGUUUCCACUGCUCCAGCGCCCCAGCAGCUGAACAUCAUCAGCAGUCGUGGGGAAGAGCUGAACUGCUUGAGCUGUGUGCUGCCCGAGGAGCUGCUGGUGGACAUCCUCAGUGAGAGGCUGCAGCGUAAAGACUGCUCCAAGGGAGUGAUCUUUGAUGGCUUGGAGAGCCUCUUUGCAAGCAGCCUGGAAUCUUCCCUACUCUGUGUACUCAAAGCUGUCAAGAAUCGUUGUCAUAUCUUCAUGGUGAACCUGCAUGAGGAUUAUGAUUCUUGGAAAGCCAGGGAGGAAGCUGAAAGAAAGAGGAAGGAAGCUGAAACAGAGAAGGAAGAAAUGCAGCGGGAGAAAGCUCUGCAGAGGAAAGCAGAACAUAUCUUGCAAAUAGAUGAGGAUGAGUAUGAUGCACUCCCUGAGGAGAAGAAAGCAGAAGUGGAUAAAAUAAUUCUGGAAAGGAAGCGCAUACGGAGGAAAAAGGAGCUGAAGCAGCUGGCUCGAAAGCUUGAGCAGGAGGCAAAAGCCUUAGAGAGGCGGAAGGAGGAAAAGAAGGGUGUCUCCGUGCGGAAGCAACCUCCAAAACCAGCGAAGGAGGAAACCAGAUCACCCGAGGGGAAGGAAGCCCCAGAGAAGGGGGAAACCGAAGCCCCUGAGACCGGAGAAACCAAAGCCCCUGAGACCGGAGAAACCAAAGCCCCUGAGACCGGAGAAACCAAAGCCCCUGAGAAAUGGGAAACCAGAGCUGCAGGGAUGGGGGAAACUGAAAUCCCAGAGGACCCAGCUGAGAUGGAGAACUUGAUCCUGAGGUUUCAGAUUUAUGAUUCAUCUCAGCAGAAUGUUGCACAGGUUUUCUCCUGCUGGGACAGGGUUCAGGGUACCGUGCAGUUGCCUGUGAUCCAAAAGGGAAAGUCUCCAGCUGAAAACAAAGGUCAGAAGACCAAUAAGCCUCAGGAGAAGGUGGAGAAGAAGCCUGAACAAAAAAGUGGAGACCAAAGGAGUCUUCAGUCAUCUCAGCUGGGGACGCGAAGCGAAGCUGCCGAAGGAGCAGUCGGAGACGAGCACAUUGGGGUGCCGUGCCUGGACAUUGAGGUCUCAGAUCCAAAGGCCAUGAUUGGGCAGAUCCUGAGGGAUGGGAAGCUGCCAACGGAAGACCAGCUGCUGAAACAUCUGGGACUGCAUCCUGAUGGCCCCCCCCUUCCCCCUGCUGCUGUGCUCUCCAUAGUCGAGUACCCAGAGGAGAGGCUGGGCUCUGCAGAGCGUGUGGAGCCCUUCAGCAUUGUGGCACCAGAAGGUGCUCCUAUAGAAGAGGAUCUGCCCAAGGCCCCAGAUGUGAAGGUCAGUUCUUCCAAGGGCCAUCCAAAGACAGGUAAAGCAACCAGCAGAGACACCUCUGCAAAGGAGAAGCAUAUCUCCACACAGAGAGCAGAAAGUCCCCGGGAUUCCUCUGCAACAGGAUCCAAAAGUACAGUGGGAAGUGCCUCAGUCCCCACAGAAUUCCUCAGGCUGAAACGGUACCGGUGGAUAGUGCCUGCCCACGGUGAGGUGGAACUGAAGGUCAACUUCUCCGCCAAAAAGCCAGGGAGGUUUGAGCAGACACUGAGGUUUGAGCUCGUGCAGUCAAAGCGCCAGUACGAGCUGCCCUGCUGUGGCACCGGCCUGUACCCCAGCAUCUGCCAGAACCCACGGGUGGUGUUUCCACAGUGCAGGAAAACCAUGAAGGAAGACGAAGUCAUCUUCAAGGAAUACGUUGAGAGCACAAAGCAAUUCCACUUUGGACCGCUGCUGUGUGGGAAAUCAAGAGAGUGGUACAAGGCCCUGAACUGUCCUGGCAACUCAGAGAAGCUAACCAUCUUCAACAACUCCCCUAUGGACAUAGAGGUCCACUUCUCCUUUGAGAAUGAUGGGGAAGCAGAGACAUUCCUUCUGGACCCUCCCAGCCUAACCCUGAAACCAAAGGAGAAGCAGGAGCUGACCAUUUGGGCAUACCCCACUUCCCUUGGCUUCCUGGAAGACAAGCUCAUCUGCAGCAUAGAGAAGAACCCGGAGCCAGUGGUCUUCAGCCUGUGCUGCUAUGGGGUACAUGUGAAGCUGGAGAUCAGCCCCCCAGAGCUCUCUUUUGACAAGCUGCUUCUGCACAGGACUGACAGCAGGACCUUGGUCCUGAAAAACAACAGCCUGCUGCCCAUGGCCUGGCAGCUCAAUGGGCUGGAUUACCUUGCUGAGAACUUCUCCUUGUCACAAGAUAAUGGCAUCCUUGAUCCCUCCUCAGAGUUGGAAGUGACAGUGCAUUUCAAGGCUGAGCAGAUUGGCAUAAUUGAGAAGAUCCUUCGACUAGAGGUUUCAGAUAUAGAAAACAUCCUGGGGGUUGUCCACACUGAAAACAUUGAAAUCUCUGCAGAGGUCUACGAUGUUUCUCUGACCAUUGACUUCAUACCUGAAGGUCCAGAAGGAAGCUUGGAAUUUGGAACCAUUAAUGUCAUGGAUAACGUGAAGAAAGUCCUAAGUUUAAACAACAAAGGGGUAUACAACAUUGAGUACAGGUUCAUGCUGAAGGGUGCAGGUCCCAGGAUGCGAGACGCGGCAUCCCACUUCACUGUUGCGCCUCAGUCGGGCGUGCUGAUUGCCUCCCAGCCUGCUGUGAAUGUUGAGAUGCUCUUCCACCCCACCAGUGAAAUGCUCCUCAAGAACAGACCCAUCCUGUACUGCCAGGUGACAGAUGCCAGAUUAGGUCGAGGAGGCCAGGUUGUCGCUGACAUCCCACUGAAGGUGUCGGCCAAAGCCGUGUACAGCAAGUACAGCAUUGAGCCUGCCUCACCCAUCAACUUUGGAGCCAUGAUCAAGGGCACCAAGAAGAGCCAGACUGUGGUGCUGGAGAACAAAGGCAUGCUCCACUUCAAAUUCUGCAUCCGCCAACCAGCCGAGGAUGCAUCUACAUCAGAAAGCAAAAGCUCAAAGGAAGGGGAAUCUGCUCCAUUGGCUGCUAGGCUCUCAACAGCAAGGAAAUCGAGCUCCUUUACACAGAGUCACCUCAAUCUUGGCAUGUUCACGGUGUCCCCCUGCUCCGGCUCCAUCGGUCCGUGGGGACAGCAGAAGAUCACAGUGGACUGCUUCGCAGGGCAGGAGGGCAAAUGUGAGGAGCAGCUCUACAUUGACAUCCCGGGCAGAGACCCCAAGGAGAAUCCCCUGGGCAUUCCCUUCACCCUGAUUGCCGAGUCCUGCCUCCCAGGACUUGCUGAGGAUGUGCUGUUAAUCUUCGAGGAGUACCCGAUCUGCAGCAGCACCGACCUCGACCGCAAGAUGCAGUCGGUGAAAGGCACGGGCCUGUUCGUCAGAGAUGAGAACAGGUUCAUCUUCAACAAGGUUCUGGUUGGCCAAGAGGUAGAAGCUCAUUUCAGUAUCUACAGUGCAAGCAGCCUGCCAUGUGAUGUGGUCCUCUCCAUCAAACCCCUGCCUGGAGAGGAACAAAUCCCUAUCAACAAUGUUUUCAAGUUGGAUCCAGUCAAGAUGUCCAUUCCUGGCUCAUCCUAUGCUGUUGCUACAGUGACCUUCACCCCGCCAGAUGAGCAGAACUACAACUGCACUUUCAAGGCUUCCCUUGUCAUCCCCAAAGGCCCUGUGAAAAUUAAACCCCAAACCGUGACCUUCACCAUCAGUGGGAAGGCGCACGAGGCGCAGCUGACGGUCGUGUGCCCCCGCGCUCGCAGCAAGAGGGGAACGGCCGUGCUGCGCUUCAAGAGGCACCGCGUGGGGACAUCCCAGAAGCUGCCCCUGGUCGUCCGGAACGAUGGCAUCAUACCUCUCAAGUUUAUGUUACGCCUGGAGCACGAGUACGGAGCGUUCUUCUUGAAGGGCAGGGCCUCCACACUCGAGGUAUUCCGCACUGAAGAUGAGGACUCCAUCAUAAAUGGGAGCAAGCCCACAAAGCCUUUCUUCCUUCUGCGUCACGGGGAAUCAGCAGUGUUUGAUGUCAUUUUCAAACCCACCCUGGCUCAACGUCUGGAAGGGGAGAUUCAUCUGUUGGUGGCCGACGCCUGCUCUAACAAGAUCCUAGUAGAGCUGGUGGGUGAAGGCCACAGAGACAGAUUCAUCUUCAGAGGACUAAAGGAAGACACAGAGGAAAGGGAUGCUAAGAGCAGCCUGAAUAAAGACAUCAUUGAUGCUAUCAGAGUGAAUCACCUGGACUUUGGGCACUGUCCUGUCGGGAAGUGCUGCCGCAGGACCUUCGCCAUCAGGAACCGCACCCAGCACCAGUUCCUGCGCUUUGAGUGGGAGGCAGACGGCCCGUUCCACAUCUCCCCCAAGGUGGGACACCUCCGUCCUCGCCGUUCCAAGAAGAUCAGAGUGUCCUUCAAAUCAAAUGUCCCAGUCACCUACAGGAGGCACCUUGUGAAAUGUAAGGUGACCAAGAUCCAGUUUCAGCUGCCACCAAGGAAGGUUCCGGACUGGGAUGACCGAAAGUACAUUGUCACGUGGAAGAGUACCCCCAGGAAAGACCCAGAAGACAAAUUCUAUAAAGUGCAGAAGGUGGUCGAGCCAGUCCCAGAAACGGAUCACACUGAGGUGGAGGGUAGCACCCAGGAGGCCGAGGUGUGCCUCAGUGCUGCUGUGGCCUACACCCAGCUGAAGACGAACACCAUCGUGGUUCAGUUCAGGGACACCUUGCCCUUCCAUACAAGGACAGCCACUUUCAGAAUUCACAACACAGGAAAGGUACCUCUGGAUUACUACUGGGAGGAACCUGCAGCUAGUAAACCAGUGAAGAAGGGAUACUCCGUCGCUCUGAUGCGUCGGUUCCUCUCCUCUAAAAUUGUAAAGCAUCGCAGAAAGCUGCUGCGUCGUUACUGGCGGCGGCUGGCCCGUCCUCCUAAAGUGCGGCGGCGGCCUGACAUGAAGCAGCAGCAUUCCAAGUGGUGGCAGCAGCUGCAGGAUUCCAAGCAGCAGCAGCCCGAGCAGCCAGCCCCUUCCAAGAAGAAGAAAAAGACAAAGCACAUCUCUCUGCAGCAUAGCAGUUCCUCCAUGGAAAUCUUCCCAGAUCUGACCGAUGAAACACCGGCGGCACUGUUCUCCGUCGACCCCUACCGCGGCACCCUCGCUCCUGGCCAGAUGCAGACCUUCCACGUGCGCUUCUCCCCGAAGGCUGUGGGCAAGUUUAAGACCAUCAUGGUGUGCAGGAUUCCUCAGCUGAGGCCAAGUCAGAAGAAGGUGCGGCUGAUUUUGAGAGGCAGGGCCCGGGACAAGAAGAAGAUGAGGUUUGGUAAACCCAAACGCUCGGCGUUACGGCAGGCACAGGAGAGCCCGAAGCCCAAGAAGAGGGUGCACUGGAAGCUGCCCCCUGAGUGACAGCGUUUGUGUCAGCUGGAGCCUCCACAGGAGCCAGCAGCACCGUGCCUUCUGCUGCUGGUGGUCUCCCACCCUUCACCAGAGACCUCCGCAGCUACCCUUCCAGUGAACAUCUCUAGCUUAUCUUUUAGUUACCUAAGUUAAUUCACUAACUGUUGUUUAAUUGUUGAUUAAACAACUGGCAAUAAAUC
Zonotrichia leucophrys gambelii is the source of this 11565-nucleotide messenger RNA. Its product is annotated as hydrocephalus-inducing protein-like. Gene Ontology annotation, cellular component: axoneme. The record is from RefSeq and is a predicted model, not a curated record. The transcript has 64 exons. Bases 137 to 11374 code for a protein of 3745 amino acids. Gene Ontology annotation, biological process: cilium movement; axonemal central apparatus assembly. Lineage: Eukaryota; Metazoa; Chordata; Aves; Passeriformes; Passerellidae.